GUGUGCAGGAUCCUCAACAUGAGAAGAUAAUUACUGUGACUACUAAUGGAAGUAUUCACAGCCCCAAGUUCCCACACACAUACCCACGCAAUACUGUACUAGUGUGGAGAUUGGUAGCAGCAGACGAAAAUGUAUGGAUACAGCUUACUUUUGAUGAAAGAUUUGGGCUUGAGGACCCAGAAGAUGACAUUUGCAAGUAUGACUUUGUAGAAGUUGAAGAGCCUAGUGAUGGCACUGUUUUAGGGCGCUGGUGUGGUUCCAGUAGUGUGCCAAGCAGACAAAUCUCCAAAGGAAACCAGAUCAGAAUAAGAUUUGUGUCUGAUGAAUAUUUUCCUUCUGAACCUGGAUUCUGCAUCCAUUAUACACUUCUUAUGCCACACCACACGGAAGCACCUAGCCCAUCAUCGCUACCCCCAUCAGCCUUACCGUUAGAUGUAUUGAACAAUGCUGUUGCUGGAUUUAGUACUGUGGAAGAACUUAUCCGGUACCUUGAACCAGAUCGGUGGCAACUGGAUUUGGAAGAUUUGUACAGGCCAACAUGGCAACUUCUUGGAAAGGCGUAUAUUCAUGGGAGGAAAUCAAGAGUGGUCGAUCUCAACCUCCUAAAGGAGGAGGUGCGGCUGUACAGUUGUACUCCUCGCAACUUCUCAGUGUCACUGAGGGAGGAGCUGAAGCGGACUGACACCAUCUUCUGGCCAUUGUGUCUGCUGGUCAAACGUUGUGGUGGAAACUGUGCCUGCUGUCAUCAGAGUUGCAAUGAGUGCCAAUGUGUACCAACAAAAGUCACCAAAAAAUACCAUGAGGUUCUUCAGCUGAAGCCAAGGAUUGGUGUCCGGGGAUUGCAUAAAUCAUUGACAGAUGUACCCUUGGAACACCAUGAGGAGUGUGACUGUGUCUGCAAAGGGAAUACUGAAGGAUAAACAUGAUUUAAUUGUGCUGUUUUCUUUCAAAGCACAUUCAAUCAAUGGCUGAUUCUAUUAUGGGGCUUGUGCAUUAUCUCCUUCUGUAAUCUCAGUUGUUUGCUUUGAGGAUCUUCCAUCUUCAGCAUUUACAGUGAGCUCUAAAAAGAGGAGAAGACGACCUGGGAUUAUACGUUGCGUGACAGCUCUGCUUGGAGGCCUAGUGAAAGGAUGGGAGAAAGCAUCAAUGAGGGAUUUAAAAUAUAUGUAUUGUUUUAUCCCCCAGAAUUUUCUUGACAACACAUGGAUUUAUAAUUUAGGAGUAAAAACAAAGUUAGAAGGCUCACAUCAUGGAGACUUGAUCCUGCUGGCUGUCUCGUUUCUACAGCUCCAGUACAUCUGGCCUAUGGUUGAAAACACGUGAAAUCUUUCUUUCUGUGUUCAGCUACUCCUAUGUACUCUAAAUCGAAGCAUUCUCUGUUGUAUAAACUUGGGUUAAAACAGACUGUCUUGGUCCAAAUUAAACUUAAUUUGU
Molecule: messenger RNA, 1434 nt
Organism: Tauraco erythrolophus (red-crested turaco)
Lineage: Eukaryota; Metazoa; Chordata; Aves; Musophagiformes; Musophagidae
Source: RefSeq, a predicted model, not a curated record